AUGGUUCUGCAGGCCGACACCGAUCCCGAGGUCACGCGGGCGCUCAUCCAGUCGGCCAGGUCGCGGUACGCGCGGCACGCGAUGCGCCGCAUCCCCCUCGCCGCCUGGGUCGCCGCGCAGCACGCCCUCGGGCUGUCCGAGCAGUCGCGGCACGUCGACCUAUGGACGCGCCUGGUCGUCGGCGUCGGGCAGUCCUUCUUCUCCGGCAGCGACGGGCCGACCUCCAUCGCCGAGCUGCAGGCCAUGACGCUGCGGCCGCGCGCCGUGCCCGACCAGACGUGGAUCAGCCGGUACGCGUCGCCGCCGCCGCCGGAGUCGGGAGCGGCGGACGCGGUGAUGCGCGCGGUGCGCGGCAUGGUGCGCCUGGAGCCGGGCGUGGUCGUGAGGGAGCCCGGGUACGUCACGGUGGAGGCGGAGUGGACGGCGUACGCGGAGGGGGCGAGGCCGCUGAGGGAGGUCCCGGAGCGGGACAAGUACGCGCGGAUGAUGGCGGACGUGAGGGAUCCGACGACGAUCUUGUACCUGCAUGGCGGCGGGUACUUGAUGCUGGAUCCAAAGUCACACCGGCCGUUUGUGAAGGAGUUGUGCAAGCGCACGGGGGGACGCGCCUACUCGGUGCGAUAUCGCCUCUCGCCGCAGGCAGUGUUUCCGGCGGCCUUGCUGGAUGCAUUUGUGUCCUACCUGACCUUGUUAUAUCCGCCGCCGGGUGCCUUUCAUGAGCCCGUGAAACCAGAGCACAUUGUUCUUGCUGGAGACAGUGCUGGAGGGAACCUGACCCUGUCGCUACUGCAGCUUCUCCUGGAGCUGGGACGGCAAGACGUCCGGGUCGCAUGGCACGGCGCGGAGCGCGUCGUCCCCCUCCCCGCCGGCGCCGCCUGCAACUCGCCGUGGCUCGACGUCACGCACAGCCUGAUCCCCUACGGCGGCGACCGGCCGCUCAAGUACGACGUGACCUCGCUCCCGGUUCCCGAGACGGGCUGGAUGCCGCGCGUGCGUGCCGACCACAUCUGGCCCGCCACCCCGCCGCGGCGCAACUUUUACGCCGACGACCACCUCGUCUCGCACCCGCUCGUGUCCGUGCUGGGCACGCGCGCGGCGGACUGGGCCGGCGCGCCGCCCGUGUACGUCUGCACCGGCUGGGAGCACCUGGGCACCGAGGCGCGAGUGUUUGCGCGGCGACUGGCGACCAGGGCGGGCGUCAAGGUGGUGCUGGACGAGUACGAGGCGAUGCCGCACUGCUUCGCGCUGAUCAUGCCGACGACGGCGACGGCGAGGCAUUGCUGGGACGGCUGGGCCGGGUUUGUGAGCGCGUGCGUGCGCGGGCCGGAGGGGAUCAGGAGCAGGGCGAGGAGGAUUAGGCCGAAGACGCUGGUGGAGGAGGAGGUGGACUUUGAAAAGGUGGUAGACUUGAGCGAUGACGAGGCGCGGGCUAUUUUCGACUCUCAGAACUCGCCGUUCAAAGUGGCACCUCGACUGUAA
Cordyceps fumosorosea ARSEF 2679 is the source of this 1479-nucleotide messenger RNA. Its product is annotated as Alpha/beta hydrolase fold-3. The transcript is spliced from 2 exons. The record is from RefSeq and is a predicted model, not a curated record. NCBI's taxonomy places the organism in Eukaryota, Fungi, Ascomycota, Sordariomycetes, Hypocreales, Cordycipitaceae. The coding region runs from base 1 to 1479 and encodes 492 amino acids. Gene Ontology annotation, molecular function: hydrolase activity.